AUGCUAUUCAGCCUGCUGCUUUGUAGCCUGGUGUGUACUCAGGUGCUUGGGAAUCAGGCAAACGGGCCCAUCCACUGGGCUGUUCUUGUUGCCGGAUCAAGCGGUUGGGAAAAUUAUCGUCAUCAGGCUGAUGUUUGUCACGCCUACCAACUUUUGUUGAGAAAUAAAAUUCCACCGAGCAACAUCAUUACUAUGAUGUACGAUGAUGUGGCCCGUAAUCCACAUAACUGUUAUCCUGGACAGCUGUUUAACGAUUACAAGCACAGAGAUGUAUACCGGGGUGUCCAGGUUGAUUAUCGUCGCGAUGAGGUUACGCCUGAGACGUUUCUACGUGUCCUUUUGGGUGAUCCGGAAUUGAAGAAGGCCGGAAAGAAGGUGCUCGAAUCUGGACCAGAAGACAAUGUGUUCAUCUUUUUCACCGAUCACGGGGCUCAAAAUCUGCUUGCAUUUCCCUACGCAGAGCUCCAUGCCAGAGAACUUCAAGAAACGUUGAAGAAAAUGUAUGAACAAAAUCGUUACAAGAAUAUGGUCCUGUAUAUCGAAGCAUGCUACUCUGGAUCAAUGUUUGAAAAUCUUCUCCCCACGAACAUGAGCAUAUUUGUCACAACCGCGGCAAACGCCCACGAAUCCAGCUGGGCCAGCUUUUGUAACGACCCGAAAAUACACACUUGCUUGGCCGACGAGUACUCUUACACUUGGAUGUCAGACUCUGAAACGCACGAUUUGAACUAUUGGACCUUGGACGAUCAAUUUCAGUUCGUGAAGCGUCAUGUACCAAGUAGCCACGUCAUGGAAUACGGUGAUAAAAAAUUAUCCAAUAUGCCUGUUGCUUCGUUCCAAGCUGGAGGAAAGCGUUCGCUUCCGGAUAAUGAACAGAGUGUUGCAACGAAGGAUUCGCGACCUGCUAUUCAGGCACACUUGGUCCAUCUGAUGCACCAAGUCAAAUCAGCCAACUCGCCAGAUGAAAUGGAGCGAGCUCAUCGGCAUCUACACCGUGCGUUAGAGGUUCCCGAAGUGGCCCAAGAAUUGCGCAAGUUGGAUCAGCUGUGCAAACAAGGUUAUGAGGUGGAGAAGAUUGUGCAAGUAAUAUUUGAUGUGUGCAGUUAA
This is a messenger RNA of Echinostoma caproni, 1107 nucleotides long. NCBI's taxonomy places the organism in Eukaryota, Metazoa, Platyhelminthes, Trematoda, Plagiorchiida, Echinostomatidae. The record is from the annotation of a GenBank genome assembly.